AUGGAUAAUGUUGAGUUAGACAUGGAUGUAGCAUCUCUCCCAAAACAAAAAUGGGUGGGAGAUGAGCAUCUCGUCCAAUUUGGAGGCUUUUGGUUUGUCCCUCAACACAUGAAGCUAAUCAAAAGAGUGAUAAACCAUUUCACUCCACUCCCCACCGAUGUGAUCCUAGCUACUUCUCCCAAAACAGGCACCACUUGGCUCAAAUCUCUUCUCUACUCUAUCCUCAAUCGAUCCUUCAAACAUAAGUUGGCCGUUCAACACCCCCACCAACUUGUUCCCUUCUUGGAAGGACCACCGGAUUCCGAUGAGUUGUCGUUUCCGACAGCUUCAUUGGACACGUGUCGAUUAUUCAGCACGCACAUCUCAUACCAGCUCCUCGCCAAAACCCUAGAUUCGUGCGAGUGUAGGGUUGUCUACUUGACACGAAACCCUAAGGACACCCUCGUUUCUCUGUGGCACUUUAUGAAGAAGAGGAGGGCAAAUCAACCAUGGACGAUCGAUGAGGCUGCGGACGCGUUCUGCCGCGGCGUCACGCCAUAUGGGCCCUACUAUGAUCAUGUGAUUGGGUAUAGAGCGCUGAGCCUGAAGAGGCCGGAGAAUGUUAUGUUCGUGAAUUACGAGGAGAUGAAGGAAGAUCCACAUGGUCAUGUUAAGAAAUUAGGUGAUUUCUUGGGAUGUCCAUUUCAAGAAGAAGAUGAGGUGAAAGAGAUUGUGAAGAAUUGUAGCUUUGAGGUACAAAGUAGUUAUGAAGUUAACAAAUCCGAGCAAUCUCUGAUAAAGAAUUUAUUUCCAUACAAUUCAUUCUUCAGAAAAGGAAAAACGGGAGAUCAUGUAAACUAUCUUAGUAAUGAGCUCAUUCAACGCAUCGACACCCUUACCAAACAGAGAUUUCAUUCCUUAGACUUCAUGUACGGGAUUUAA
Messenger RNA from Salvia miltiorrhiza (redroot sage), 921 nucleotides. Its product is annotated as cytosolic sulfotransferase 12-like. The transcript has a single exon. The record is from RefSeq and is a predicted model, not a curated record. NCBI's taxonomy places the organism in Eukaryota, Viridiplantae, Streptophyta, Magnoliopsida, Lamiales, Lamiaceae. The coding region runs from base 1 to 921 and encodes 306 amino acids. Gene Ontology annotation, biological process: sulfation. Gene Ontology annotation, molecular function: sulfotransferase activity. Gene Ontology annotation, cellular component: cytoplasm.